GAGAGAGAGAGAGAGAAUAAAUGGUGAGGGAAACUGGAACAACCGAAAAUUAUUUCGUAUCUUUCAGUAUGUUCGAAAUUUUGGUUGUGACGGGUUGUUGUAACUUAUUAUUUUUCUGAAUGCAGCUACACGAGCUGUCGCUUGAACUUUUCCAUAGUAAUAUUCAUGGUAAAUGAAAAAUCUCAUGCUCUUAUCGUAGCAUGUAUCUCUAUACGAUAAAUCACAUAAAGAUCUUCGAUUAAUUGGCCUACAUAAUCUGCUCUGAUAUAAUUAUGAAUUUACAAACGCUUUUUCAAGACUUCAAUCCAAGUAAAUUUCUGGUACAUUCCUGUUUGAUGAUAUUUACAUCCCUAUUUGCUCUUCGACUGGAUGGUUUUAUAGAAUGGAGUUAUUGGUCGAUAUUCAGUCCAAUAUGGUUUUGGAAAGGUAUGGUAAUUCUGGGAGCUGUAGUAGGAAGUUAUGUCUGGUGGAGACAUCCUCACGCAAGAUUGGAAGGAGAUGCCUAUGUACAUUACAAAGCGAUGUUGAUAACCCUGGCAUUACAUUUAAUUCUAUUAAUGUUUGAAUUGUUGGUGUGCGACAAGUUAGAGUCCGAGAGACAUUUGUGGAUACUUGUAUUCAUACCUUUGAUAUUCAUCUCGAUAGUAUCCAUCGCAGUUUGCAUCUGGGCUGUAAAACACGAUCGAUCGUUUGAACUCGAGUUAUUCUGCGCAGUGAAUGUAUUACAAUUUAUAUUUUUGGCCCUGAGAUUGGAUGGUUUUAUAACUUGGAGCUGGGAAGUUGUGUUCGUGCCAGUAUGGGCACUCCUUUGUUUAUCCUUAGUGGCUGUUUUAUAUGCAAUAGUGUUUGCCGCUGUUUUAUUAAGAACGCCUCAGAUUAAUGCUCGUCAAAGGCGGACCUCCUUGAAUUCAGCAUUAGCUUAUACAUUUCUCGUUGUUCCCGUAUUAAUAUUCCAGGUACUACUAGCAAAUAAAUUGGAUGGAGAUAUUUCAAUAAAUUAUACAACAGUAGUGAUGCCCCUCCUUGUGUCACAUAUGACUCUUAUAUUCAUGUCCUUUGGUGAAGGUGGAAAUAGAUGGUGGUUUGGUAUCAGAAAAGACUUUUGUCACUUCCUACUAGGUUUAUGUCCAUUGCUUCAAGAAUACGGUAAUAUUUCAUACCAACCGAGAGAUGAACGAGAUCAACCACCAUCUGAGCCAAUGAUUACAGAAAAGGGUGAAAAGCUUAUAAAGAAAAUCGACCUAAUGAAACCUGUUGUGCCUAUAAUCUCUAUAGAUAUGCCUGACUGAUUGGCUAAAAACAGGGUUAACUCCUAUAUCUAAAUAUUAUUUUUAAUGCAAUUGAUUUAUACAGAGGCCAAAUAUCUGAUAUAAAAUAGUCAGGCUUUAUCAAGCCAAGAGAUUAUAUUAAGUGGAUGUGUUGGCUGGGAUACAAGACUGAACACUUUGCAUCUUUAGGAUAGCAGGAUGUUUAAAAAAUUAAAGAAGAAAUCGUAAAAAAAAGCUGGAUAAAUCUAGAAAAGGCAUGUUACUGUUAAUAUUGCUGGACAUUGUAAUAUCAAAUGCCCAAUCAUUUAUUAUAUAUUGUAAUGUAGAAAUAAUAUACAGACUGUUAUAUCACAA
Messenger RNA from Nylanderia fulva, 1622 nucleotides. Its product is annotated as transmembrane protein 185A. NCBI's taxonomy places the organism in Eukaryota, Metazoa, Arthropoda, Insecta, Hymenoptera, Formicidae. The record is from RefSeq and is a predicted model, not a curated record.